GAUCAGGCUAGCCUUACAUUCUCGGGCAGCAAGGGCUGGGGAAAGCAAGCAGGAAAGGGGAUUACCCAGUUGGCUCUGGAGUCAGCAGGCCCUGCUCUGUUUGUGUUGUGCUGCAUGGAGGGUGGGGGGUGCAUUAUAAAUGCAGCCAGCCAGAGGGCCCCUGGCUCAAAACCUAGGACUCAAAACCUAGGACUGCACCAUCUCUGGGAGUCUGUGCAAGCCUCCCCAAGAUGAAGCUGCCAGGCCAGGAAGAGUUUGAAGUCUCCAGUGCUUGUGAAAAUGUGCCCACAGGAGAGCUGGAGAAUGGCCCUGGCUCUUGCCCCAGCCCUGAUGGCACCUCAGACACAGACAGAGGGGAUCGGGGGGUACCCACGGACCCUCUGCUCUUCAUUCAACUGAAUGAACUUCUGGGCUGGCCCCAGGCACUGGAGUGGAGAGAGACAGGCAGGUGGGUGCUGUUUGAGGAGAAGCUGGAGGUGGGUGCAGGCCGGUGGAGUGUCCCUCACGUGCCCACCCUGGCACUGCCCAGCCUUCAGAAGCUCCGCAGCCUACUGGCCGAGGGCCUUGUGCUGCUGGACUGUCCAGCUCAGAGCUUCCUGGAGCUCGUGGAACAGGUGACAAGAGUGGAGUCGCUGAGCCCAGAGCUGAGAGGGCAGCUGCAGGCCUUGCUGCUGCAGAGACCCCAGCAUCUCAUCCAGCCCACAGGCACCAGGCCCUGCCAGGGGUCUGCUCAUCCAAGAGAGGCUUCUCACAAUGAGGAAGCCCCGCUGAAGGAACAGCGUCAGAACCCUCUGAGACGGAAGCUGCCUCCAGGGGCUGAGGCAGGGGCUGUGCUGGCAGGAGAGUUGGGCUUCCUGGUACGGCCCCUGGGGGCCUUUGUACGACUGCGGGAUCCAGUGGUGUUGGGGCCCCUCAUUGAGGUGCCCCUUCCCAGCAGGUUUUUCUGCCUCCUCCUUGGUCCCUCCACACUGGGAAGGGGCUAUCAUGAGAUGGGCCGGGCCAUGGCCGUCCUCCUCAGUGACCGGCAAUUCCAGUGGUCAGUUCGUCGGGCCAGCAGUCUUCAUGACCUUCUGGCAGCCUUGGAUGCCUUCCUAGAGGAGGUGACAGUGCUUCCUCCAGGUCGGUGGGACCCGACAGCCCGGAUUGCCCCACCCAAAUGUCUGCCUUCCCAGCACAAAAGGCUCCUCUCACAACUGAGGGAGGUCAAGGGCCCAUCUGCCCAGCAUGGGGCCCUGGCUGAGGACAGACAUGGUCACUGGCCACAUGCGCCCAGCCCAGAGUUACAGCGGACAGGCAGGCUGUUUGGGGGCCUUGUCCAGGAUGUGCGUCGGAAGGCCUUGUGGUACACCAGUGACUUCCUGGACGCGCUGCAUCCCCAGUGCUUCUCGGCUGUGCUCUACAUCUACCUGGCCACCAUCACUAACGCCAUCACUUUUGGGGGUCUGCUGGGGGAAGCCACCAAUGGUGCUCAGGGGGUGCUGGAAAGUUUUCUGGGCACUGCAGUGGCUGGAGCUGCUUUCUGCCUGAUGGCUGGCCAGCCCCUCACCAUCCUCAGCAGCACGGGGCCAGUGCUGGUCUUUGAACGCCUGCUCUUCUCCUUCAGCAGAGAUUACAGCUUGGACUACCUGCCUUUCCGCCUAUGGGUGGGCAUCUGGGUGGCCACCUUUUGUCUGGCACUAGUGGCCACAGAGGCCAGCGUACUGGUACGCUACUUUACCCGCUUCACCGAAGAAGGCUUCUGUGCCCUCAUCAGCCUCAUCUUCAUCUACGAUGCUGUGGGCAAAAUGCUGAGCUUGACCAGUGCCUAUCCCAUCCAGAGCCCUGGCUCUCCUGCCUACGGCUGCUUUUGCCAGUACCCAGACCUGGGAGGAAAUGAGUCUCAGUGGAAGAAGACAGAACCAAAAGACAGAGAUGACAUUUCAAGCAUGGACCUAGGCCUGGUCAAUGCCUCCUUGCUGCCCCCACCCGAGUGUGCCCGACGGGGAGGCCACCCUCGUGGUCCUGGCUGUCAUAUAGUCCCAGACAUCACCUUCUUCUCUGUCCUCCUCUUCCUUACUUCUUUCCUCAUAGCCACGGCCCUCAAGCAUGUAAAGACAAGCCGCUUCUUCCCCUCUGUGGUGCGCAAAGUGCUCGGUGACUUCUCCUCAGUCCUGGCCAUGCUGCUGGGCUGUGGCCUCGAUUCCUUCCUGGGUCUAGCCACACCAAAGCUCAUGGUGCCCAGCGAGUUCAAGCCCACACUCCCUGGGCGUGGAUGGCUGGUGUCACCUUUUGGAGCCAACCCCUGGUGGCUGAGUGUGGCAGCCGCCCUCCCUGCUCUGCUGCUGUCUAUCCUCAUCUUCAUGGACCAGCAGAUCACAGCGGUCAUCCUCAACCGUGCCGAAUAUAAACUGCGGAAGGGAGCUGGCUUCCACCUGGACCUCUUCUGUGUGGCUGUGCUGCUGCUGCUCACAUCAGUGCUUGGGCUGCCCUGGUAUGUCUCAGCCACAGUCAUCUCCCUGGCCCAUAUGGACAGUCUUCGGAGAGAGAGCACAGCUUGUGUCCUGGGGGAACCCCGGAGCUUCCUUGGCAUCAGGGAGCAGAGGCUGACAGGCCUGGUGGUGUUCAUCCUCACAGGAGCCUCCAUCUUCCUGGCACCUGUACUGAAGUUCAUCCCGAUGCCUGUGCUCUAUGGAAUCUUCCUGUACAUGGGAGUGGCAGCGAUUAGCAGCAUCCAGUUCACAAAGAGGGUACAGCUAUUACUGAUGCCAGCAAAACACCAGCCAGACCUCCUCCUCUUGAGACAUGUGCCUCUGAGCAGGGUCCACCUCUUCACAGCUAUCCAGCUUGCCUGCCUGGGUCUGCUUUGGAUAAUCAAAUCUACUCCUGCAGCCAUCAUCUUCCCCCUCAUGUUGCUGGGCCUGGUGGGGGUCCGAAAGGCACUGGAGUGGGUCUUCUCACCACAGGAACUCCUUUGGCUGGACGAGCUGAUGCCAGAGAAGGAAAGGAACAUCCCUGAGAAGGGACUGGAGCCAGAGUACUCACUUAGUGGUGACACUGAAGAUUCAGAGCUGAUGUAUCAGCCAAGGGCUCCAGAGAUCAACAUCUCUGUGAAUUAG
Messenger RNA from Panthera uncia (snow leopard), 3095 nucleotides. RefSeq names its product solute carrier family 4 member 9 (gene SLC4A9). Gene Ontology annotation, cellular component: basolateral plasma membrane; plasma membrane. Gene Ontology annotation, molecular function: sodium:bicarbonate symporter activity; solute:inorganic anion antiporter activity; monoatomic anion transmembrane transporter activity. Lineage: Eukaryota; Metazoa; Chordata; Mammalia; Carnivora; Felidae. Gene Ontology annotation, biological process: transmembrane transport; bicarbonate transport; regulation of intracellular pH. The record is from RefSeq and is a predicted model, not a curated record. The coding region runs from base 231 to 3095 and encodes 954 amino acids. The transcript has 21 exons.